AUGCCCACCAUACUUGAAGGUGGUCCAGAAUACAAUAAACUUAUAUUUAAUUACGAUCGUAGUUGGACUGAUGAUUUACCAGUUUGUAAAGUAUCAGGUGUUGGAUACUUAACUCGUCAAAGAUAUGAUGAAUUAGGUCAACGCCGAGAGGAACUGGAAUCCGAAGACAUCAGUCUUCGAUGUUGUUAUGAUGAUGCAGGUGUUGUAUGGUUGUAUGGACUAUUUAAUGGGCACAAUGGGGCAGAAACGGCUCGGUUUGCUCGUGAUCGUAUUGCUGCAGAAAUUUUAUUGGGCCAGUUACCUGCUACUGAAAUGGAUCAAACUGCAAAAGAAAUAAUUCAACAAAGUUUUCUUUCUGUUGAGGGAACUUAUCUUGAAACCAUUGAUAAUAAAUUACUUCAAAGAGCAAGUUUACUACUUCAACUUCCUGAAGGGAUAUCACAUUAUGAUGCUUACCAACAAUAUCCUCAAAUUAUAGAAAAAUUAAAGGAACUUGAAGAAGAAUUAUCGUGCGGUACUGGGGCAUCUAUAGCAAUACUUAAAAAUAAUCGUCUGUAUGUUGCAAAUGUCGGAGAAAGUCGUGUAUUGUUGUGUAAAACUGAUAAAGACGAUGUAUUGAGAGUGAUACAGCCUACAGUUGAUCAUAACUUGACAAACUUAGAUGAAGUGACGAGACUGACAAAUCUUGGACUUAAAAUUGCUGAUGGAAAGAUCAAUGGUAAUAGAACAAUUGGAAAUCAAUCAUCAACAAGAUGUUUAUGUAAUUACAUGAUAAAAGGUGCCUAUAAAGACUACGAAGAACUUAGUGCAGCUUCAGCUGAACCAAUUAUAGCUGAACCUCAUAUUGUUGGAGGUAUUUCUAUUGAUUCAUCAUACAGAUUUAUGAUGAUUGCUUCUCCGGGUUUACUGAAAACUUUAGAAGAAGCCACCGGCACUAAUCAAGUGAACAAAGAGUUAGCACUAUUAGUAGUUGAACAAUUACGAGUGCAGUCUACAUUAACUGGUGUCGCUCAAGCUGUUGUAGAUCAUAUAGCUAGAAUAUAUCAUGAUACUUAUGAAGCACAAGAUAAUGCUACUGGAGCUACUCGUCCAAAUAUUAUGUUAAUGAUACGUAAUUUCAAUUUUGCAAUGCCUAAUGCAAUCACCGAACAACAACACAGCUGGAAUGGCUCAUAUGAUCAAGAUACUGCUGUAAACUUGACUGAAACUACAACAUCAACUUCAUCUGAUCCAUCUAGCGGUUCAAUCAAAGCUAUACUGCCAUAUGUUGAUUUCAGUGAAUAUAAUACAAAUGUUGAUAAAGCUAAAGCACAAGGCAAGCUUCCUUCGAAUAUCAACUUUUUCUAUGAAUAGAUCAAAAUAUCAUUUGGAUUCACUUUUUAGUUCAGUAACUAAAUAGUGACUUGGUUAAUGUUAUUAUAUAGAUUAAUUUUAUUUUUGUAUGCUGUUCUGUUCCUAACAUAAAAAAAAUAUAUUUAGGUUGAUGGGUACUGGUUUAGUUGACACCCACCGAGAAAGUGUUCUCCCACCACUCAGGUUUAGUUGAUGUCCACCACCUAUAUCACUCGUAUUUUUGAUGUUCUACUAAUUUUUAUUUCUAUUGUCACAUUAAGUUAACUGUAAUGUGUAUAUCAAUAUUGUUGGUAAGCAUUGUAAUUUGGCAUCCCUUCAAAAAAUGAAGUAGUAAACUUGCUCUUUGGGGUAGUUUAUUAUCAAUGGUUUCAAGAUAAGUUCCCUCAGCAGAAAGGAAACUGUCUAUAAUUUUAUAAUUUUUUAUUAGAAAGUAUUUAAAUUUUUUGUCAAUUAUAAAAAUGUUUUUUUGAAAUAAAAACUAUUUUCCACAAAUGUUUAAGAUACUAUGUAGUAAUAUAUUCUAAAUGAUAAAACUCUUAAACCUAAACGUGUAUGUAUUUAUAGUUAAUAGUUCUAUAAAAUAUGAAUCACAAAUAAAUAUAUUAUAUUUAUUAA
Messenger RNA from Myzus persicae (green peach aphid), 1968 nucleotides. RefSeq names its product TGF-beta-activated kinase 1 and MAP3K7-binding protein 1-like. The record is from RefSeq and is a predicted model, not a curated record. The transcript is spliced from 8 exons. Bases 1 to 1353 code for a protein of 450 amino acids. Gene Ontology annotation, biological process: protein dephosphorylation. Lineage: Eukaryota; Metazoa; Arthropoda; Insecta; Hemiptera; Aphididae. Gene Ontology annotation, molecular function: protein serine/threonine phosphatase activity.